Ixodes scapularis (black-legged tick) is the source of this 460-nucleotide messenger RNA. It is a transcript of the gene Pfdn6, whose product is annotated as prefoldin subunit 6. Gene Ontology annotation, molecular function: protein-folding chaperone binding. The transcript is spliced from 4 exons. Gene Ontology annotation, cellular component: cytoplasm; prefoldin complex. Bases 25 to 396 code for a protein of 123 amino acids. Gene Ontology annotation, biological process: chaperone-mediated protein complex assembly; protein folding. The record is from RefSeq and is a predicted model, not a curated record. Lineage: Eukaryota; Metazoa; Arthropoda; Arachnida; Ixodida; Ixodidae.
GACCACUUCUUCGGUGCGUUCAAAAUGGAGGCUAUUCAUAAGGAAUUAGUACAAGAGGUCGAGAAAUACAGGGCUUUUCAGAAAGACUUCCAGAAAACGUAUAACCUGAGGCAGAAGUUGGACUCCCAGCUAAACGAGAACAACGUCGUCAAAGAGGAGCUGGAUCUUUUGGAGGCGGACGCUGGAGUCUACAAACUAAUCGGUCCAGUGCUUGUGAAGCAGGGUCUCGAAGAAGCGAAACAGAAUGUCAACAAACGUAUUGAGUACAUUGCCAACGAGUUGAAGAGGCACGAUACGCUGAUGCAGGACCUCGAAAAAAAGCAGGAAGCACAGCGCGAAGCCAUUCACAAGCUCGAGCAGCAGAUACAGUCGCAAGCCAGGCCUGGCAUGAAGUGAAUGUUGGUAGCUUUACACGGUGUUUUUUUCUAUUGUCAAUUAAAUUAAAAACAUUUUUGCGAAA